Achroia grisella is the source of this 441-nucleotide messenger RNA. RefSeq names its product craniofacial development protein 2-like. The coding region runs from base 1 to 441 and encodes 146 amino acids. The record is from RefSeq and is a predicted model, not a curated record. The transcript has a single exon. Lineage: Eukaryota; Metazoa; Arthropoda; Insecta; Lepidoptera; Pyralidae.
AUGAAUUUGAGUGAACGAAUUGAUGAUCGGACUAGGGCGUACCCCCGAGGCGACGCGCAGGGGCAGCACCCGGCCACUGCGAGAAAUGGACAAGGGUUGUUGCACCACAACGGACGGGUGCAACAUAAGAAGCAAGUCCAGAAAAUAAGAGAAGUAUGUAUGAGGUGUGGUAGUUGGAAUGUAGGUUCGAUGACUGGAAGAGGAAGAGAGCUAGCGGAGGUAUUGAAAAGGCGAAGAAUAAAAGUAGCCUGUAUACAGGAGACGAAAUGGAAAGGAGCGAAAGCUAAAGAGAUUGGGGAAGGAUAUAAAUUUUACUAUGUAGGAAGUGCUAGGAAAAGGAAUGGGGUUGGAAUAGUGCUGGAUAAUGAGCUGAAAAAGUGUGUCAUAGAUAUAAAAAGGAUAAGUGAUAGAAUAAUAGCUGUGAAAGUAGAGAGAGAGUAG